AUUCACCACAGCCGCUCAACAUCGCCCCGAUGGAGCAGACCCCGCGGGCCUCGAAGGCACAGAGAACGGACACGACAACCGCAGAGAUAUCGGAGAUAUCCUCCAACAGAUUAUGACGAUUACCGACCAAAGUUUAGACGAAGCUCAAGCAAAAAAACACGCUCUGAACUGUCAUCGUAUGAAACCGGCCUUAUUCAGCGUCCUGUGCGAAAUUAAAGAGAAAACUGGUCUUUCCAUGAGAAAUGUUCAGGAGGAGGAGCCUCCUGACCCACAGCUCGUACGAUUAGACAACAUGCUGCUGGCUGAAGGUGUGGCCGGGCCAGAGAAGGGGGGCGGAGCCGCAGCGGCAGUAUCUGCUGCGACCAGCUCUGGCGGGAUGUCCCCUGACAGCUCAUUGGAGCACUCCGAUUAUAAAAGCAAGUUGAGCCAAAUUCGGAACAUUUACCACACAGAGCUGGAAAAAUACGAGCAGGCCUGCAGUGAGUUCACUACCCAUGUUAUGAAUCUGCUGAGGGAGCAGUCUCGCACACGGCCCGUGUCUCCGCGUGAGAUCGAGCGCAUGGUGGCCAUCAUUCACCGCAAGUUCAGCUCCAUUCAGACGCAGCUCAAACAGAGCACCUGUGAAGCCGUCAUGAUUCUACGCUCACGUUUUUUGGACGCCAGGCGUAAGCGGCGUAAUUUUAGUAAACAGGCCACAGAGGUUCUGAAUGAGUAUUUCUAUUCACACCUCUCGAACCCUUACCCAAGUGAGGAAGCCAAAGAAGAACUAGCCAAGCAGUGCAGUAUCACUGUGUCUCAGGUGUCCAACUGGUUUGGCAACAAGAGGAUUCGUUAUAAGAAGAACAUUGGGAAGUACCAGGAAGAGGCCAAUCUGUAUGCCAUGAAGACAGCCUUAGGGGCGACACAGAGCGAAGACUCACCCCACACUCCAAACUCCACUGGCUCAGGGUCAUUCUCUCUGUCAGGAUCAGCUGACUGCUUUCUAGGGGUUCCACCAAUGAACGGCGAGCAGCCUCCGUAUCACAUGGGAGCUCAGGACGCUCAAUCGCGAUUCUCAGAAAGACUGUAUAGUACCAGAGAGAGCCGGACUAAUGGGAACUGGCAAGAGCAGAACUCGCCACCGUCCGCUGCUUCACCCGGAACUGAUCACUCUGACAACUCCGACUGAUGACGUCCAGCUCACAGAGACGAAAGAAUGAUGCUCACUCUUCUACCCAACUGCAGAUUUACUUUUCUUCUUAUUUUUAUUGGACUUCACAUCGAGCCUCAUUCAUAAAGCAGAGAUUUACAUGUAGAUCCUUCAUAAAUGUGUUCUUAUGCAAAUUAUUGCAUUUCAUUCAGUGCAAUCGUUUACAUAAGAAAAGGCCUUGUUUAUGAAGCAUGCAUUUGUGUAAACUGCUUGUAAAAUUAUAAUAGUAUAAUAAUUAUAAUAAUAGUAUAAUAAUUAUAACGAAAUAGUUUGAGCUGAACCAUUAUUUGGAAUAAAGGUUUGUUUUUAACCCCUUUAUAGGACACUCAUUGAAAUAAUCGCCAGGAAAAACCCCGGAGCAUUACUAGGGGUUAUUAUUAUUAAUAUUUUAAUGAUUUUUAAAGUAAUAAUUAAAAUAAUUGUAAUACUUUUGAACUUGUGAGAUAAAAAGUGAAAAGUAUAUUAUAAACUUAAAUUAAAAAUGAUUAUAAACUAUAUCUCAAUGACGUUACCAUAUAUGGUUCCUUGCCCAAUAAAGGGUUAAUACGUUUUGAUUCUCUCAUCAAGGCUGCAUUUACGUAAUAAAAAUAUAAUAAAUAUAGUGAAAUAUUACUUAUUACUAUAUUACUAAUUUACUAAUGUGAUGCAGAGCUGAAUUUUCUGCAUUAUUAUCAGUUUUCAGCUUGAGGUAUCUGAUUUCAGUUAAUCUGUUUUCAGUUUCAGUGAUCAAUUUUCAGCAUCACAUUAUCCAGAAAUCAUACUAAUAUGCAUAUUUUAUGUUCAGUUAUUUAUUAUUGGUGCAUAAGAGCUCAUAUAAACAGUUUUACUUUACUUUUCAUUAGGUAAAUGUAGCCUUUGUCUGAGCCAAACAAUUAUUUGGAAUGAUUAUGUUUUUAACCCCUUUAUAGGACACUAUAAUCGUCAGGAAAAACCCUGCAGGGUUACUGGGGGUUAUUACUUUUUUAGUUAUUUAAAAUUACUUAGAAAUUAAGUAAUAAUUAAAUAAAAUAAUUUUAAGACUUUUGAACUUAAGACUUAAAGUAAAAAGCAAAUUAUAAACAAUCUCAAUAAAGUUGCCAUGUAUGGUUUCUUGCCCAAUAAAGGGUUAAAUGUUUUAAGUCUGUCGUCAAGCCUGCAUUUAUGUAAUAAAAUAUAGUGAAAUAUUCCUUAAAUAUCUUACUUAAAUUUAAAAUCUAUUUAAUUUCUGUGAUGCAAAGCUGAAUUUUCAGCAUUAUUAUCAGUUUUCAGUUUCAGGUACACUGAAAAAAAUGAUUCAAAGAUGAUUCCUUGCAUUUACUUAAUUUUUUUACGUUAAGUGGUUGUAAACUAUUUAUUUGGGCUGAAUUUAAACACAAAUUAAGUUGAACACUGCUCAAUUUAAUUUGUUUGUUUAAAUUCAACACAAAUAAAUAGUUUGCAACAGUUUUGCAUGCAACACUUUUUUCAGUGUAUCUGGUUUCAGUUAUCUGUUUUCAGUUUCAGUGAUCACUUUUCAGCAUCACAUUAUCCAGAAAUCAUACUAAUAUGCAGAUCUUAUGUCCAGUUAUUUAUUAUUGGUGCAUAAGGUUUUUAUAAACUUUUUUCACUUUACUUUCCAUUAAAUAAAUGUAGCCUUUGUCUAAGCCAAACCAUUAUUUAAAAUAAUUAUGUUUUAACCCCUUUAUAGGACACUCAUUGAAAUGAUCGUUUAAAAAAUCCCUGCAGGGUUACUGGGGGUUAUUACUUUUUUUUUUAAUUACUUAAAACUUCUUAAGUGAUAACUAACUGAAAUACUUUUAAGGCUUUUGAACUUAAGACUUAAAGUAAAAGAUGUAUUUUAUAAACAAUUUCAAUAAAGUUACCAUAUAUGGUUUCUUGCCCAAUAAAGGGUUACAUGUUUUAAAUCUGUCGUCAAGCCUGCAUUUAUGUAAUAAAAUAUAGUGAAAUAUUACUUAAAUAUUUUAAAAUCUAAUUAAUUUCUGUGAUGCAAAUCUGAAUUUUCAGCAUUAUUAUCAGUUUUCAGUUUCAGGUAUCUGGUUGCAGUUAUCUGUUUUCAGUUUCAGUGAUCACUUUUCAGCAUCACAUGAUUGAGAAAUCAUACUAAUAUGCAGAUCUUAUGUUCAGUUAUUUAUUAUUGGGGUAUAAGACCUUUUAUAAACAGUUUUCACUUUACUUUUCAUUAGGUAAAUGUAGCCUUUGUGAGCAGAACAGGCUUUUGCAAGCAGUUUAUGCAUUUGUGUCAUGCAUUUGUGUUUCUCAGUUUGGAUGAAUAAGUGUGUUUGUUUGAGAGAAGAGCUGAUGAGAUCAUGGCUUUUACUUGUGUUAUUUUAGUUUUUUACAUUUCCACUACAUCACAACUUCCAUUAUGUGUUACUGCAAUAUCUGGGUGUUGAACGGGGGAACUUUUUAAGCUGCAUUAAGACUGCUUUCAUUAUAGCUAUUUUAUUAUUAUUAUUAUCACCGCUCAAUAUAGUUUAUUCAGAGCUCAGAUAAGAUUGGCCUGGCUGAAAGGGGCAAUAUUGAUAAAUCCAAAGAUUGUUUUAUUUCUGUGUGUAUGUGCGCGUUUCUCUUUUUUACUGGGUUUGUGUAUGUAUCGGUUAUCUGAAUGAGGUGUGUUUGCUGUCUUUAUUUACCGUUUGAAUGAGUAUAUCAACAGUGCUGUCUUUUCUCUGUACAGUGAAACACCUGUAUUCUCUACCUCUUUUACAAUAAAGACUGUCUGUGUACACAUUCAA
This is a messenger RNA of Danio aesculapii, 3903 nucleotides long. RefSeq names its product pre-B-cell leukemia transcription factor 2-like. Gene Ontology annotation, biological process: animal organ morphogenesis; embryonic organ development; brain development. NCBI's taxonomy places the organism in Eukaryota, Metazoa, Chordata, Actinopteri, Cypriniformes, Danionidae. The record is from RefSeq and is a predicted model, not a curated record. Gene Ontology annotation, molecular function: RNA polymerase II cis-regulatory region sequence-specific DNA binding; DNA-binding transcription factor activity, RNA polymerase II-specific. Gene Ontology annotation, cellular component: nucleus.